ACCUUUCAUUUGUUAUUGAGGUCAUGGUGGUGACUUCUCUUGUCAAUCUCGAAUUAGGUCUUCUAAGUCGGUGAUGUAUUGUCCCGAAUCCUCACAAGAAACCGAUCAGACCUCCUGUUUCUAGUGUUCACUAGUGGUUCAGCUCCAUUGUUCGAUUGUCAGUGCUUAAAAUGUAGCUGAGCGUCGUGUUGCCAUUUUGUACACUGAUUGUGGCUUAUCAAUAUGUUGCACCCUUCGUCGAGGUUUCUGAGCCAGGGGUUGAUCGGGAUGAGUGGCGGACGAAUUAAAGGAUUUUUUUUAUCCAUAGCUGGACUGUUUUGCUAUUAGGGUUCUGGGUUUCUGGAAUAGUGGCAAUGGCAUCUGGAUGUUUUGUGCUGGAGUUUGCGAAGUCGGAAUCAGGCCGGGAAGCAGCGUGAGAAGAUGGAGAUCAAGCAAGGAUUUCGGUGAAAUUAGGGUUCAGAAAGAAAUUGUACUGAUGUCAUGAGGUUAGUGCGGUUUGGACUUGGGGAUGAUGAUGAAGUGAACCCUGGGAUUUUUCGAUUUGUAGCUUAGGGGCUGAGGUACAUAGGAUAGGUUUUGGACCCGUUGAGCGAUGGCUGGAAGCGCUGCAGGUGCUCAAGUAGGGGAGAGUUGUUCAAUAUGCUUGGAAUCCGUAACAGGAGAAGCCUUUCUGGAUCAAUGUUUUCAUCGGUUUUGCUAUCAUUGCAUCCUGCAAUGGUCAGAGAUGGUCAUGGCAGCAUCGUUGGCGAAGACAGGGGACCCGAAACGCGUUACGCCUCUUGAAUGCCCGCUGUGUAAGACCCACUACACGUCAAUCAUUCAUGACUUAGUGGCAGGAACGAAGUUUCAGAGACAUUUUUUGCUUGCUCCGGAUGGGAGUCAGUUCCGGUUGUCGGAGGCUCAUCGAAGGCGGCUGGCAGUUUAUGCAGCUCUCAAAGCGGGUGCAAGCUCGAAAACAGUAUUAAACUCAUCGACCUUGGCAGAUUUGGAUGCAGGUGUUGGUUCUCCUCUUCAAGGCACCAAAACACGGACUAUCAGCGGGGUUGUGAAGGCCAACAAGUGGUUGCCGUGCUGGGUGCAGCGGGAAUUGCAAGCACUGAUGCAGGAUGAGGAUGUGAAUAUGGUGACUCAUCAUGUUGUCGGGGUGGUUCAGUCCCUUCAAAAGCGGUCUCGAGGGACGAUGUUCCGGCCCGAUUCUGGAUCGGCGAAGGAGCCAAGCUCCAAAAGUUGGUGCAAUGCAGUUGCUGAGGCUAUGAGAUCAUUCAUCUUUGAGGAUGCCGAAAUGUUUGCAGUCGAAUUGUGGAAGUUUCUGGAUUCUGGAAUUGACAUUGCCUUCUAUGACCAACACCUUUCAGAUUGUGCUGUUACUGCUGUUGCCGAUGAAAACCAAGGCCCAAGUACUGUGGCAACUGCAGAGAAUGCGAGAUCAGAACUACUUGACGAAGAUGUAGAAGUUAGAUAGCAUUAGUUGAAGUCUGUAUCAAUGUAAUGAUAUGAAACUUCAGCUACGGACAAUGAAUUUCAUUAGGGGCUCUUCGUGCCUAUUUUCCUACAAUUCUAGAAUCUUCUCAAAUGGGAAUUGGCACCCUCAACUAAAUUGCGAUUCGCAAAUGAUUAUGGGAUUGAAACAAAGCUAGACCGUUCCACUUAUAGAAAAGAAAAAUAAACAGCUCUCUCUCUCUCUCUCUCUCUCUCUCUCUGUCGCUCUCUCGAUAUAUAUAUAUAUAUAUAUAUUUAUUUAUUUAUUUA
Messenger RNA from Physcomitrium patens, 1749 nucleotides. RefSeq lists its product as uncharacterized. The record is from RefSeq and is a predicted model, not a curated record. Gene Ontology annotation, molecular function: metal ion binding. NCBI's taxonomy places the organism in Eukaryota, Viridiplantae, Streptophyta, Bryopsida, Funariales, Funariaceae.